AUGGAGGACCAACGUGAAGUCGAGCUGGGCUGUAUCGCAGCCAUCUUUCCCGAGCUCGUUUUGGGGCCCCAAGAUUCCUUCUCUGCUUCUCUGGAACUUCCAGUGCACCCGGGGAAUCCAGUCAAGGUUGUCUUCCCAGCUUCUGCUCAGGGCUUCGUUCCUGAUACGCCUACCCCGCCACAGUCCGACAAUUCGAGUUCCGACGGCCAGGCUACCCCCAACCCUGCGAACAAUGUCGAGUCUCACGAUCUGUCGUAUCUUCCGUCACUUCAACUGCAUAUUGUUCUACCGGAAGGAUAUCCUGCGACUUCGCCACCGCGAUUCGAACUCUCUACGGAGCCAGAGUGGCUGUCGAGAGCUUAUCUCGACGAGCUUCAGGCCAAGGGAGAACAAAUGUGGGAGGAGGUAGGGCAUACCGAGGUGGUCUAUGAAUAUAUCGACUCGCUCCAACAAGCUGCUGAAAAUGCGUUUGGUUACGUGGAGGGGAAGGUCUUGGAGAUCCCCCAGGAAUUCAAGAUUGCUCUGCUGGACUACGAUAUCAAGGCCACGCAGGCCGCUUUUGAUAAGGAAACCUUUGAUUGCGGCGUCUGUCUUGAUCCAAAGAAGGGUUCGGUUUGCCACCGGAUGAUUGACUGUGGUCAUGUAUUCUGUGUUCAGUGCCUGCAGGACUUUUACAAUAACGCGAUUACGGAGGGUGACCUCGUCUCGGUACGGUGUCUGGCGCCAGACUGCGCGAAGAAGCGCGCUGAAGCACAGCCGUCGAAGAAGUCUCGAAAGCCGAAGACUCUCAGCCCGAGUGAAUUACUACAGAUUCCACUGGAACAUGAGAUGGUCACACGAUACGUCAAAUUGAAGCACAAAGCAGAUCUGGAGUCCGACAAGAAUACCGUCUAUUGCCCGCGGAAGUGGUGCCAGGGUGCUGCCCGAUCGAAGAAGCAUCGAAAGCCAGACGGGUUCGAGGUGAUCGAGUCAGAUGAUGAGUCAGAUGCGGAGGAGGAUAGCAAGAAGUUCCGUGCAGGGAGAGAUCUGCUCUCUGUGUGCGAGGAUUGUUCUUUUGCUUUCUGCAGUAGAUGCUACCAGGGUUGGCAUGGCGAGUUCACGCUCUGCGCACCGAGAGCGAACAACGGCGAGCUUACGGAAGAGGACAAGGCUUCAUUGGAGUACCUCAAGUUACAUACGACACCUUGCCCGACAUGCGCUGCUCCAGCUCAGAAGACUCAUGGCUGCAACCAUAUGAUCUGCUUUAAGUGUAACACGCACUUUUGUUAUCUCUGCUCUGCAUGGCUUGAACCGUCGAAUCCCUACAAGCAUUACAACGAGGUUAACACUGGUUGCUACAUGCGUCUUUGGGAGCUGGAGGCUGGAGAUGGAGAUGAUGUGGGGAUUGGUUACGCAGGAGGGGCUCAGGCACCAGAACCAGAGGAUAUUAUUGAGAUUGUCUCAGACGAUGAACUUGAUGAUCUGGAAGGAGGGCUUGCAGAUGUUGGUCCUCGGGGUCCCGAAUUGCUGAAUGGGGCGGGCGAUGUCAGAGAUGGACGGGCACCCCCGGCGGAGGCAUUGCACAACGAAGGUGUCGAACGUGUUGUCGGUGAUAACAAUCAACCGGCACCAGUUCCGGAGCCACCCGCGCAACAGCUACAACGUGAAGGCCCUCUUGUACUCCGGAUCAAUGCCGUACCACAACCCGCACCCACUGUCGCUGCUGUCCCUGAUCCCCCACAGCCCGCUCAGCCCGCUCAGCCCGCUCAGCGUCAUCGACAGCAGCGCCGGGGGAACCCAAAUCGUCGAAUCGAUCAUCGACCCGCGGACGUCAGACAAGCAGGACCACCUGGUGGACGAGGACGGGGUUUACGACCACAGCAGCCAGCUGGAAGAGGGCAGGCUCGCGAUGUGGCUGCGGCUCAGGCGCAGGAGGCGGCGCAUCAACAGUGGCUGCAGAGAUUCGUUCAGAUGGCACUAGUGGACGAGGAAGACCAAGUUGAGUGGGAUAGUGAUGAUGAGGAUGCUGCUGCGUGGGAGAUACCUGUUCGAUGA
Amorphotheca resinae ATCC 22711 is the source of this 2034-nucleotide messenger RNA. RefSeq lists its product as hypothetical. Gene Ontology annotation, molecular function: ubiquitin conjugating enzyme binding; zinc ion binding; ubiquitin protein ligase activity. The transcript is spliced from 2 exons. NCBI's taxonomy places the organism in Eukaryota, Fungi, Ascomycota, Leotiomycetes, Helotiales, Amorphothecaceae. The record is from RefSeq and is a predicted model, not a curated record. Gene Ontology annotation, biological process: positive regulation of proteasomal ubiquitin-dependent protein catabolic process; ubiquitin-dependent protein catabolic process; protein polyubiquitination. The coding region runs from base 1 to 2034 and encodes 677 amino acids. Gene Ontology annotation, cellular component: ubiquitin ligase complex; cytoplasm.